Molecule: messenger RNA, 4700 nt
Organism: Protopterus annectens (West African lungfish)
Lineage: Eukaryota; Metazoa; Chordata; Ceratodontiformes; Protopteridae
Gene: EFCAB7
Product: EF-hand calcium binding domain 7
Exons: 14
Coding region: 288-2198 (636 amino acids)
Molecular function (GO): calcium ion binding
Source: RefSeq, a predicted model, not a curated record
AAAGAAAACAAUGCAACUGAAUAUAAAAACAGAAAUGAAAGUGUCGACCCUACGAUUUUUAAAAGUUUAGAAUAUACACAUUUCCAUCUGCUUGUUAGUUUAAUAAGUGGAAGUAGAAAGUGGAGGUUUUGUAUCAUGCCAAGGUGGUUUAUGCGCCGAUUAAAACUGAAGCCCGAUCAGUCUUCCGGUGUCAGUAAUUGGUUUUCAUGACAACGGCAUAGUUGACUACCUGAGAGUUACAGUUGUCUGUUUCAAAAAGAGAUUUAAACACGCUGGUUGUAUUCAGGAUGUCUCUCUAUCGUGGAAGUCCUACCCCUUUUUCUAGUCAUAAAUCGUCAGAUCCUGAAUUCUUGAGUUCCAAGAAGUCACACCUCACAGAGGAAGAAAUUUUUUAUACAAAUUGCCGUGCAGCAUACCUGUCAGUUUUUAGAAGUAGUUUAGAGAACAUCACCUCAAAAGAACAGCUCUGCAUAGUACUUCAGAAAGCUGGUAGAAGCCCAUCUCAAAAGACAAUUGACAAGUAUUGGACUUCAAAGACCUCAAAGUUGCAAUUUGAUGAUUUCUGUGAGAUCUUGAAAAGAGAGAAACCUCUAACAAAAACUGAGCUGCUAAAAGCAUUCCAGAUAAUAGAUAAGUACAACAGUGGAUAUAUAACACAUGACGAUCUUCGCAAAGUUCUUAGUCUGAAAGGUGAAAAAAUGUCUCAAGGUGAGAUACAUGCUGUUAUAGAACUGGCUGAUGUAAACAGCGCUGGAAAAUUUGACUAUAACAAGUUUUGCACAUUAUUUACAUUAACUGCUGAGCAGUGUUUGAAGUCUUCAGUAGAGAAGUUGGAAAACGAUGCAAAAAUUAAGCGCCAACAAUUUGGAAGUCAUUCAGAAAAAUCCCCAGAAAGGUUUUCAUCACCAGCUUCAAAAAUGUUUUCAGGAACUCGUUGGAACUCAGAAGAAGAGAUAACACCAAGAGAGAUAACACCAAGGAAAGGGGAAAACAAAUCAUCUUCUAGACCAUCAUCUUCUCGAUCUCGCAGAGCAUCAAUUUCUUCCACAAUAAGUAUGGGGGCAAGCAGUACCAAAAAUUCAAAAUCUCUAGAGCCCAAAAAUUUAAAGGAAUGGCAAAAUGCAAGUCUUAAAGGAUGCUUCUAUUUGGAGGAAGAAGGUGGAUGCAUAAAUCAUCAAUACCGGUUGUACCUUUCUCAAAAAACUACAGUCUAUCUUACUAUUAAGCCUUUCAAUCUCAGCCAGAUAGAAGAAAAAACAUGUCCAUGGAUGUCAGUAGACACAGCACUGUAUGUUGUGAAGGAAAAAAGUGAAAAUUCACAAAACGUAGAGCCUAUAUGCUUUACCGAAUUCCAUGAUAAAGAGAAGUUUUACUGGAAAGGAGAACUUGUUUCUGGAAUAUAUCGACUACUGCCUUUGACAACAGGCUGCAGGCUGAGGAAGAAGAAAAAGCAGAUUACUGGAGAAGCCAAAUUGCUGUACCGAAAUAGUUCUGGAGAUCUAACCCUCACCAAAGAGUUCAGGUCAGCAUUAUCAGAUAUAUUUGAGGUGAUUGACCUUGAUGGAAAUGGCCUUCUUAGCCUUGAGGAGUAUAACUACUAUGAAAUGAGAACCAGUGGCGAGAAAUGUGAUGAAGAUGCAUGGGAUUUAUGCAAAAAAAAUUUUAACACUCAGAAAAAUGAGCUGACAAGGCAGGGGUUCAUGGAACUAAAUCUUAUGGAAGCUGAGGAACAAGAAGGAGAUCCAAGUGACCUCUGGGUUACUCUGACAUCUAUGGGUUACAAUAAAGCACUGGAAAUGGUUGAAGCAUGUCCAUUUAUUAUUGAUGUUUACACGGAGAAGAGUAAACCUAAACUUAAAGUAAUCAGUUUAGAGCAAGGUGGUAAGCUUCUUAAUAUGGCUGUCUGCAAAUCUGUCGUUGACAAAGGUGAAGCUAAAAUGAUGAAGGGUUAUGAUGAAGUAGUUAUCCAUACUUACAAGAGUGAUACACGGAUAACUUCAGUAAUUGAAAAUAAGGGUAGUACAGAAGUGACUGUUCAUGUCAACAUGGAGCAAAGCAAAAACUGUAUUAACAGUAGGGGUUUGAACAGCUUUGCUGUUGAAGUGGCACCUAAAUCAGAAAUGGUUUGUCAACAUGUGAUGCCUGUGAAUGAACGUCAGGAAUGGAUUUACCAUUGUAAUGAAAGCAUUGUGGCCUAAGAACACUGAAAUACAGGAUUGAUACAUUUUGUUCCAAGGCUGAUGAUGUCAUCAUAGCUGGCCAUAUAAUCAUUCUUGAAAAACUAAUUUGAGAAAGAAGAGCAUGUUUUACUAUGCAAGCUAUAAGUUUAUAGUGCCAUUUUAAGUGCAGAUACCACUGAAUGUUUUCUUUUCCCCACCCCACUCACUUUCUACUUAUCAUUUAGCAACCCCAUGAUUAGUCUGCUCAAACUAAGUGCAACUGUUUUUUUUCCAUUUAUGAAGUACAGAACACUAGUGGCAUUUGAACUGCUGGCUUUUGAGGCCUUUAGCUGCUGCCUUCAGCCUACUCCAGGUGACUCCCCAUUUUACAGGGUUUCGCCUCGUGUAGGUCACAUGUAGAAGAAUGAAGACACACUGCCUCUUAAUUAGCUGACAGUGUUUUUACUGCACUACCCAUACUGUGGUUACAUUAGGCAUAUCUCUAUUUCUUUACUAUCCAAAUAACCUGUACUGUUUGUUUAUUUAUUUGAGUUGUUAACUGGAUAGGUGGAUUAGUCCCUAUGACCAUUUCAGCAAUGACCUAGGUCAAAGGCACAUUUAAGUAAUAGCAAAUUUACAAUUUAGCAACUGAAUGAGCACACCAAUAAAAAGCAAGGGUUAAACAUAAAAUAAUCAGAUUACUUGUGCAUGUAAAAAACAGCAAAAGAAAACGAAGAAAACAGUAGAAUACUAAGGUUAUACAACAAAUAAGAACCCCCACUCCAGAGAAUACAGGUUUCAGCACAUAGAAAAUAUUGAUUAUUUGCAUGAAAUUUUACAUUAAGAUAAAAACUAAGAUGAGCAAAACUGCAGUUAGAUUUUAGCUGAAGUCAAAAAGUAUUCAAAAACGAAUUUACCAAUAUCUUCCAACUUACUUUUACUAAGUAAUAUUAAUAUAUUUACACAUAUAUAAACAAAUGAAGUCCCAAACAGUGUAGCAGAAGUUAAAUAAUGAGUGUGAGUAGAAAUAAUGCAAGUAGCAGUAGAAUUAGCAAUUACAAAGAAAGCAAAAAACAUUUAUACUUAUCUUUUAAAUGACUAGUUAGCUUUUCCCCCUGAACAAAUGAUCAUCUCUUUGGGCACUGAUGCCCUGCAGUAAAUGAUUCCAUUUGGACAGUACUGUUUUGCUAAAAUACUUUUCCUCCUGUGGCUUGCCCAAAUUGAGGGCGUCAAAAACUGAGAGAUUUAUCAUUGUUGUCAGUAAGAUGACAUGAGGAAGUUUUGAAACAUAAUUUAUUUGCUAAAGAUCUACUAUAGCAGUUAUAAGUGUGAAUGUGAAUAUUGAUUAUAUUUAGACAGCUAUAGCAGUAACUGCAACUGGCAAUCGUUUUGUCCCAUCAAAUUAAGAAAUAAAAUUACGUAUACCUUCUUGAAAUCAAGUGUAUAGAACAAACAAGCACACUGUGUCAAAAGAUCUUGUCUCAUGAUAAACCUGUUUUUAAUUGUAACUUGAUACAAUUAGAUGAUAAACACCUGCCAGAAGUACUGUCAAAUAAUGAUAAAAAUGAUAUAAAUCAUCAUUGUGAACAGUAUAUUCCUACACUAUGUCAGGAUUCUGGAACCACUAACAUUUCAUUUUAAAAUGAUAGACCACCUGUUCUUUACUCGUAAGCUAUUAUUGAGCCUAGAGUUUCUACAGAGAGACAACAAAUUCCAGGAUGACUUGCAAAUUAGCAUUAUCUAAUGAUAAGAAGUUAAGGAGGGGGACUUUAGGUGGGUCAGAAAAAACAAAUUUAGAAUCCCUUCAACUUGAGAAAAAUUCCUCUAUAUUUAUUGCUAAUAUAUAUAUAUAUAUAUAUAUAUAUAUAUAUAUAUAUAUCUAUGUUUGCUUUGAUGCAUUUAUAGCAGAGUUCCAGACAUUGUUUUGUAAGAUUAGUAAUGUUUUAAUUUUAUCAGACUCCAUGUUUAAAUCUAUUGAGGAAAAAUUAAGUAAUAUGGACAAAAUGAUCAUAACCAUUUCUGCACUACCAAGUCUGAAACUAACUGAUAUUGUAGAUUUAACUAGUGAAUUGAGCGAGUAUGGCUAUUUCCUUAUAUUCAUUCACUGUGACAUAAAUGACCUUCAGCAUACCACUUUAAGACAUAUGAGCAAUGUGCUACAGAUUAUUGAAUUUCUUGAAUCCUCAAAACUAGAAGUUGCUUUUACCAAAAAUUAUCCAUAUAUAAGACUCCGUGAUUAUUUAUUCACCAAACAUACUUAGUAAUCACCUGACUGAGGCAAUUAUGUUCUACCUGCUUAAUUAAACUGAUGACUUUCUAGGAAGAGCAAAGGUAUGAUCAUUAAAUGUUUGCCAAGGAUAAAUUCCGUCUUGGUUAUUAUGGUGCAGAUUAUGUUGCAAGUAGGGUACAAGAAUGUCUUAAGUCUUUUUAACUGUAACUCAAACUGAAACGAGUUUGCAUCCAUAAACAAUAAACCUAAUACAUCUUUUAAGUCUUUUUCUGUAAUGCACAUAGCCUUCGAAAUAAAGCCCAUGAAAUAAA